Messenger RNA from Zalophus californianus (California sea lion), 3277 nucleotides. It is a transcript of the gene TXK, whose product is annotated as TXK tyrosine kinase. The record is from RefSeq and is a predicted model, not a curated record. Gene Ontology annotation, biological process: regulation of platelet activation; peptidyl-tyrosine autophosphorylation; adaptive immune response. NCBI's taxonomy places the organism in Eukaryota, Metazoa, Chordata, Mammalia, Carnivora, Otariidae. The transcript has 15 exons. Gene Ontology annotation, molecular function: protein binding; non-membrane spanning protein tyrosine kinase activity; ATP binding. Bases 1011 to 2705 code for a protein of 564 amino acids.
UUUGGUUCAGGACGGCUCUCGAAACCGAGCCAGUUAUUCAUGUCUUCAAAUAAAAAGCAGCGGCCAUCUGUCACUUCUGACCAAAUUCAGGAGGGAUAAAAUUUCACUUGAGGCUGUAAUUCAGAACGAAACAGUGACGUCGGAAAUGCCAGGGGAUGAAAGCGAGGUUUUGUCGACGUAAACCUCAAACCAUGGGAAACGCAGCAAAGGCCUGGAGCUUAGCUUCGCGGAGGGGGCGGGGCCACGGCUUUGCGGCGGGCCGCGAUUGGCGAGCGGGGCGGGAGGCGGCCUCCGGGUAGUGGGGCGUCUCACAGUCGCCCCCUUCCAGCGCCCCCUGGCGGAAGCCGGGUCGCCCCCCCCCCCCCAGCCCCCGCUGUGGCCGCCCACCCCCGCCCGGAGGCGCCGGGAGCCUGGCGCGGGUGAGGGAAGAGGCAGCAAGCCUUCUCAGGAAAGAACGCGAACGCCCGCUGCAGCGAGAGGCUCGACUGCCUUACCCGAGAGAUAUGGGCCAUUCCUAAAGGUCACAGGGAUUAUGCCAGCAUGCGGUGCCCUUUUCCUAAGUUGCCGCGACCUGGUAGAUAAUUAAAGAUCUUUGCGGGGGGAAUAAGAAGCAGGUGAAGAGAUCAGCGCGAGACGGAAGCGAGGGAGAGGAGGCUCCAGCUCCUUCCUGAGAUAAUCCUCAACCCUUCCAGCGGGCAAAUAGUCACUGCCCGUCUCUGGGGCAUUUUAGUCUCUCGGGCAGAGGCCUUUGAUAUGCGUGAGCUUCGGCCGAAACUGGGAAUUUCCCAAAGGCACAGAAGAGUUUUCUCUCUGCGGGUCAAUCAGCAGAGAAUGGCUUCUGCAAUCACUGGUUGCACGCGGAAGGGACUGUCCAUUUGGUCACUGCCCUCGAAGACGUGUGUGAAGCGGUAGAUCGAAAACGGCCACAAGUCUAAUAAUCACUGCUAUCUGCUUUGGAGGGAAUCGAUAUUUCAAUCUAUAAAUAAAGAUGCCUAGUGGCUUGGAAAGUCAUGCCAAAUGAGGGAACACCAGGGAGCUGCUCGGCGUUCACAAUUUUUUUUUUUUCAUUUACUCAACAAUUAUUUCUUGGGCAGCAACUUGCUGGGCAGAAGGGACGGAACUGUAAACAAGACAGAGAUAACAGCAUCCAGUCGAUUUUCUGUUGUUGUUGCUGCUGUUCCAUGCAGAAGAGACAAGUCAGAGCACAAAUAAGCCUGAGCAAAGAUGAAGAAUUUUCAGAAAAAUACACCCAGCGUCGCAGGCUGUGGUUCAGGGAAUUGCCAAGCAAGAAGCAAUCCAACAGAGACCACAUGCAACCAUCAAAACGCAAGCCACUGCCUCCCCUCCCACCCUCUGAGGUUACUGAAGAGAGGAUCCAAGUAAAGGCGCUGUAUGAUUUUCUGCCCAGAGAGCCGUGUGAUUUAGCAUUAAAGAGAUCAGAGGAGUACCUGAUAUUGGAGAAAUAUAACCCUCACUGGUGGAAGGCAAGAGACCGUUUGGGGAAUGAAGGCUUAAUCCCAAGCAACUAUGUGACCGAGAACAAACUAACCAAUUUAGAAAUAUAUGAGUGGUACCAUAGAAACAUUACCAGAAAUCAGGCAGAACGUAUUUUGAGACAAGAGUCUAAAGAAGGUGCAUUUAUUGUCAGAGAUUCAAGACAUUUGGGAUCCUACACAAUUUCUGUGUUUAUAAAAGCUAGAAGAAAUAUGGAGGCUACCAUCAAACAUUAUCAGAUUAAAAAGAAUGACUCAGGACAGUGGUACGUGGCUGAAAGACACCUCUUUCAAUCAAUCCCUGACUUGAUCUGGUAUCACCAGCAUAAUGCGGCAGGCCUCAUGAGCCGUCUCCGCUACCCAGUCGGACUGAUGGGCAGCUGUUUGCCAGCCACAGCUGGUUUUAGCUACGAAAAGUGGGAGAUAGAUCCUGCUGAGUUGGCUUUUGUAAAGGAGAUUGGAAGCGGUCAGUUUGGGGUGGUCCAUUUAGGUGAAUGGCGAGCGCACAUCCGGGUAGCUAUCAAGGCCAUCAGCGAAGGCUCCAUGUCCGAGGAGGAUUUCAUCGAAGAGGCUAAAGUGAUGAUGAGAUUGUCUCAUCCCAGGCUGGUCCAGCUCUAUGGAGUGUGCAUACAGCAGAAGCCACUGUACAUUGUGACCGAGUUUAUGGAGAAUGGCUGCCUGCUGGACUAUCUCAGAGACAGAAGGGGAACGCUUACAAGGGAGAUGCUGCUGAGCAUGUGCCAGGAUACCUGUGAAGGGAUGGAGUAUCUGGAGAGGAACUGCUUCAUUCAUAGGGAUUUAGCAGCAAGGAAUUGUCUGGUCAGUGCUGCAAGUAUAGUGAAAAUAUCGGACUUUGGAAUGACGAGGUACGUUUUGGAUGAUGAAUAUAUCGGUUCUUCUGGAGCCAAGUUCCCAAUCAAGUGGUCCCCUCCUGAGGUUUUCCAUUUCAACAAGUACAGCAGCAAAUCUGACGUCUGGUCAUUUGGAGUUUUGAUGUGGGAAGUUUUCACGGAAGGAAAAAUGCCGUUUGAAAAUAAGUCAAAUUUGCAAGUUGUGGAAGCCAUUUCUAGAGGCUUCCGGCUGUACCGGCCUCCAUUGGCGCCGAUGUCCAUCUACGAAGUCAUGUACGGCUGCUGGCACGAGAAGCCUAAAGGCCGCCCUACAUUUGCUGAGCUGCUGCAGGUUCUCACAGAGAUUGCAGAAACCUGGUGACCUGAAUGGAAUGCCAACCCAGAGGAUCAUCUUGCAAAAUUAUCACAAAAGGAAAUUCUGUGUGGGGUCACUGAUGAUGAACACCUUCCUUUAGAGUGGCUAACUCUUAGAAAGAGUGCAAAGAUCACAGGCUUUUCAAACUUUAAAAUUUAAGAAUAUUCUGGAAGUAAUUUUUCUACACGGAUGUUGGAGAGGGACUUCCAAACUCUCCUUUAUUCUGUACUGUUCUUCGUGUCCCAUCUGUGAAGAAGGGAAAAAUGCUCCAUAACCAUCUUCAUAGUGGCUGCUCUUCAUGAGAAUAGCCCUGAGAGCCGCUGAGGGUAUAUGAAAACUUGACCCAUUACAGAGCUGAGGAAAUAUCUUUUCUGAAGAGGAGUGACAUUCUUUACUUCAGGGACUCACUGAAAUAAAGAAAUUCGGCUAACUCAUGGAAUAAAGGAGCCUUCUCUGCAGAAUUUAAUGCUUCUGAGCUGUACAGAUCUUUAUGGAAAAUGCACCUUUACAAACCACAUGAAUGUGAACAUUCUUAAGCUGUCUUUUAUAAUCUUCCUUAUGUUAUUUAAUAAAUUGGU